Molecule: messenger RNA, 2912 nt
Organism: Habropoda laboriosa
Lineage: Eukaryota; Metazoa; Arthropoda; Insecta; Hymenoptera; Apidae
Product: cytosolic carboxypeptidase-like protein 5
Exons: 10
Coding region: 269-2890 (873 amino acids)
Biological process (GO): proteolysis; protein deglutamylation
Molecular function (GO): metallocarboxypeptidase activity; zinc ion binding
Source: RefSeq, a predicted model, not a curated record
UAUCUCAAUUCGAAAAGUGCAUUAGUUAUUUCUUGCUAUAAAGGGCGUUCUAACUAGAAAUCGCAACGAUUUCGAGAUAGCUGUCAAACAUGACUUUUUUAAUAUGAAAGUAACGCUACAAACGAAGAAAUUUGCUCGUAAUAUCAGAGAAAGUGAGAACAAAAAUAAUACAAAUUUUUAUACCUUUCAAAGUAUCAUGUUCUUUACGGACGCGUGAAACAUUUCAUACAAGUAUUUUACAGACAACCUUAUAACCUUUUGACACAUUAUGGCUAAUCCGGGCGACUAUAUUUCAUGUGGAGGUUUUGCAUUUUAUAAUAACUUUGAUUCAGCCAAUUUAUCAAGGGUUGAACUAGUAAAAGAGCCAGAAAUAUUGGAAAAGGAUGGAUGUGAAUCAGAAAAUAAAUCAUGCAAAAGCUCAAAUUCAGAAGAUACAGCAGAUUAUGAGUUUAACUUGUGGACAAAACAUGAUUGUCAUGGAACACAGUUUCAAAACAAUAAUAGAACAUGGUUUUAUUUUGGUGUUAAAGCUAGUACUCCAGGAGCAUGUGUUAAAUUUAAUAUAGUAAACCUGAAUAAACAAGUUAAAAUGUUCAGUCAAGGAAUGUGUCCAGUUUUUAAAAUUGUACCUGGUCAUCUACAUUGGGAACGAAUUCGUGAUAGACCUACCUACACUCUGGAUCAGAAAGGAAGUGAUUUUACAUUAUCAUUUACUUAUGCUAUUCCUGAAAAUCCUAAAGCCAUGACAUAUUUUGCAUUCACUUAUCCUUUCUCUUAUAAUGAUCUACAAAAUUAUUUAAGAAGAGUUGAAGCAAGAGUAUCAAAGAGAGCUAUAACAUCUGCAGAUGAUGUUUAUUAUCAUAGAGAAUGUGCAAUAAAAUCACUGGAGGGAAGAAGAAUGGAUUUAAUAACGAUAAGUUCAUUUCAUAACAUAUCUACAGAGAGAGAAGAUAGACUGAAUAAUAUGUUUCCUGACAAAAAUGAGGAAAGACCUUUUAAAUUUUGGGAUAAAAAAGUAAUUUUUAUUAGUGCAAGGGUCCAUCCAGGAGAAACACCAUCUAGUUUUGUUUUUAAUGGUUUCCUUAACUUCCUUGUAAAUCGCGAGGAUCAAAUUGCAGCUCAUCUCCGCCGCCUGUACGUGUUCAAAUUGAUACCUAUGCUCAAUCCUGAUGGUGUAGCCAGAGGUCACUAUCGAAUGGAUACCAGAGGAGUAAAUCUUAAUAGGGUUUAUCUUAAUCCUUCUUUAAAGGAUCAUCCAACCAUAUAUGCUGCAAGAACAUUGAUUAGGUAUUAUCAUUACUCAUACCAGCUACCAAAAGAGGAUGAAACAUCAAAUAUGUGUUUAGGAAAUGGUGAAAAUACUUUAACUAUUAUUGAUUCUUCUUGUGCAAUUGCAAAUAUAGUCCGCGAUACAACGACGAGAUUACUUCAACAGGUAACACUUAUGACCUUAGAUGAGAAACAUAAAGAUCAACCGGAAAUUUUUCAGGAAUGCGCGUUACCAAAAACGAAUUUGGAUGACAUGCCUCAGGGUGGUGGAGAAGGCCUGUGUAAUAAAGCAGAAGAAAGUAAUAAUUCUGUAGAACUUAAAUCUGAUAAAAAAACUUAUACUGCUGUUGGCAUAGGACAAUUACCAAAAGAGGAUUCUGGUUUAUACCUAUACAUUGAUUUUCAUGGUCAUGCUUCGAAGAAGGGUGUUUUCAUGUACGGAAAUUAUUUCGAUAACGUAGAGGAUACAAUAAUGUGUAUGCUUCUACCAAAAUUGAUGUCGAUUAACAAUCCAAACUUCCAUUUUUCUUCGUGCAAUUUUACAGAAAGAAAUAUGUAUAUAAUAGAUAAAAAAGAUGGUAUGUCAAGGGAAGGAUCAGGUCGUGUAGCUGUAUAUAAACUAACUGGGCUUAUACGUAGUUAUACACUCGAAUGUAACUACAAUUCUGGACGUAUUGUAAACACAAUACCUGCAAGAGUUCGUGAUGGUGUAAACAAACCUGUAACUUCUAUGUUUGUUCCACCAAAAUACACCCCAGCGGUUUUCGAAGCGGUUGGAGCAGCAUUAGGCCCUUCUAUUCUUGACCUUACAAAUAAUAAUCCUAAUAGUCGACUGCCAAAUAGCCAAUACCGCUCUUUGAGGGGUGUAAGAUCAUGUUUAAAAUUAGCAUAUGUGAACAGUCUUUCUUCGCCAAACGGCAAAACUCUGCAUAAGGAUGAUAAUAAUAUCAUACCCUCAGAUUCAUAUAAUUUAAAAGACAUUGAAUCUCAAAUAAGCAACUCUUCUGGGUCAAAGAACUCGUUGAAGAGUGACACAAGUCUCGUUAAAAAACCAUGCAUCAUUCGUCGUACCACGUCUCUUUAUACCGCAGUAAAAAGAAUAAAAAAUAAUAAAAAACCUCGACAAACCUUAACCCGUAGACCGUUAAAAAGUCAAUGUGUCAGUAAUAUUGAGAACGGCUCAAAACUUCCAAUAAUUGGGCCAAAGAACGUCGUAAAAUCAUUUUUAAAGUCUUCCGAAAAUCGUUUGAAAAAUUCCUGCUUCGGAUGUAUCAACGAUUCUUCGGAAGUACAAAUAAGGGAUAUUCAGUAUGUAAAUAAAAAACUAGUGACGACAAAUAAGUUAUCGAAAAUGGCGUUGUCUUCCGAAGAAACAGCAAUCGUGAAACACGGAGCGAAGAGAUUGAAAAUUGUUUCCACGAGAAUGAAUAAAGGGCGGCCGGAAGUUGGAGAGUCAUCUAACAACUCACCGGAGGCAACAAAAUCACUCUCGAAAACAAUACUCUUGUCUAAUAAGCCAAAUGCAAGAGGAACUUCAAAAGCAAUUAAAAAGCAUUGUCAUAAAAUAGAACAAAACAAAUCGAAGUCUUCCAAGUCGAAAAAGUCAGUAGAGAUAGUAUAGUUAAUCGAAGACUUACCGAAUA